Dibothriocephalus latus is the source of this 315-nucleotide messenger RNA. The record is from the annotation of a GenBank genome assembly. Lineage: Eukaryota; Metazoa; Platyhelminthes; Cestoda; Diphyllobothriidea; Diphyllobothriidae.
AUGCGGAAGAAGGGUUGUCGAGCACCGGAUCUGAGCUUUCGGGCUCUUGCGGGGUCCAGCCUCCGAGAUAAAGGCGUUCACAAAAAACAAGCAGCAGGGGGCAGGAGCCAAUCGUCUGUGGCGGCCCCCACACCUACGAGUCAUGAGUUUGACGUCGCAGCUGCGAAGAUAAUUGCCCACGCCGGCAGCAAGGCAGGCCGAAAAUUGAUUGAAGCUUGGGCCUCGGAUGAGAACUCAAUCAAUCGAUUUAUCGAUCUGGCGCCGGCAUACAUUGCCCUCCGCAGGCAUCUCCACACGGCCGACAUUGGUGAUUAA